Messenger RNA from Haliaeetus leucocephalus (bald eagle), 3494 nucleotides. Its product is annotated as E3 ubiquitin-protein ligase RNF185. The record is from RefSeq and is a predicted model, not a curated record. NCBI's taxonomy places the organism in Eukaryota, Metazoa, Chordata, Aves, Accipitriformes, Accipitridae. Gene Ontology annotation, molecular function: ATP binding; metal ion binding; protein serine/threonine kinase activity. The transcript has 21 exons. The coding region runs from base 171 to 2570 and encodes 799 amino acids. Gene Ontology annotation, biological process: protein phosphorylation; ubiquitin-dependent protein catabolic process; actin cytoskeleton organization. Gene Ontology annotation, cellular component: nucleus; endoplasmic reticulum; cytoplasm.
CCCCCGAAAUCCCCGUUUUUAGCGGCUUGCUGGUGCCUGGUCCCCCUCUCUCUGCGGCAAAGCUGAAACCCUCUGCGAGGAGGAGCGCCUGCUUCGCCUUAGAUAAAUGUCUCGCUCUAGGAUUCCAACAGGAAAAUUUUCUCAACCUUGUGUCUGGGUAGCUCUUGAGGAUGGCAAGCAAAGGACCCACAACUUCUACAUCAACAAAGAACUCCAGUACUGGAGGGACCAGUGGCAGCAGUAGCAGUAAUGGUGCUGGGGACAAUGCUAAUCAGGACAACACUUUUGAAUGUAACAUAUGUUUAGACACUGCCAAGGAUGCAGUUAUCAGCUUGUGUGGACAUCUCUUCUGUUGGCCUUGUUUACACCAGUGGCUAGAGACCAGGCCAAACAGACAAGUGUGUCCUGUAUGCAAAGCAGGAAUCAGUCGAGAUAAAGUUAUUCCUCUGUAUGGAAGAGGUAGCACUGGGCAACAGGACCCCAGAGAGAAAACUCCGCCACGACCCCAAGGACAGAGACCUGAACCAGAGAACAGAGGGGGAUUCCAGGGCUUUGGGUUUGGGGAUGGUGGCUUCCAAAUGUCAUUCGGCAUUGGGGCGUUUCCCUUUGGUAUAUUUGCAACAGCUUUCAACAUAAACGAUGGGCGACCUCCUCCAGGUGAAGAAGUCUGGAGAUGUCUAGGAUGCGGGGACAGCAUUGCUGCAGGUCAGCGCCUCUACAAGACUGUUAACGAAGCUUGGCAUAUUUCCUGUUUCCGGUGCUCUGAAUGUCAGGAUCCCCUCACUAACUGGUACUAUGAGAAAGACGGGAAGCUGUACUGUCACAAAGACUACUGGGGGAAGUUUGGGGAAUCUUGCCAUGGCUGCUCUCUGCUGAUGACUGGACCUGUGAUGGUGGCUGGCGAAUACAAGUAUCACCCCGAGUGCUUUGCUUGUAUGAGCUGCAAAGUGAUCAUUGAAGAUGGGGACACUUACGCACUCGUGCAACAUUCCACUCUCUACUGUGGAAAAUGCCAUAACCAGAUUGUGCUGACACCGAUGAUAGAAAAACACUCCACUGAGUCUCUGCGUGAGCAGCUGCCUUAUACGCUGACCCUCAUUUCCAUGCCGGCAGCUACUGAUGGCAAGAGGGGGUUCUCCGUGUCUGUUGAAGGUGGCUGCUCCAGCUAUGCCACUGGUGUCCAGGUGAAAGAAGUUAACAGGAUGCACAUCAGCCCAGAUGUCCGAAACGCCAUCCACCCUGCAGAUCGUAUCCUGGAGAUUAAUGGAGCUCCUAUUCGUACAUUACAGGUGGAGGAGGUGGAGGAACUGAUUCGCAAGACAAGCCAGACACUUCAGCUGCUGAUAGAGCAUGACCCGGUCUCGCAGCGCUUAGACAGGCUUCGUUUGGACUCCCGUCUCCCCACCCACAUAAAGCCGCCCAUUUCCCCACGCUCCCUCUCUCCACUGGACAUCAAGGAGAAUCUGGAAGGAACGCUCCGACGGCGCUCCCUCAGGCGAAGUAACAGCAUUUCUAAGUCUCCUGGCCCCAGUUCUCCAAAGGAACCACUCCUUCUGAGCCGUGACAUCAGUCGUUCUGAAUCCCUACGUUCUUCUUCUAGCUGCUCCCAGCAAAUCUUCCGGCCCUGUGACCUGAUUCAUGGCGAAGUACUAGGAAAAGGAUUUUUUGGACAAGCAAUCAAGGUGACUCACAAAGCAACAGGAAAGGUGAUGGUGAUGAAAGAACUGAUUCGCUGUGAUGAGGAAACACAGAAGACUUUCCUGACAGAGGUGAAAGUGAUGCGCAGCCUGGAUCACCCCAAUGUGCUAAAGUUCAUCGGUGUACUGUACAAGGACAAGAAGCUGAAUCUCCUCACUGAGUACAUUGAGGGGGGCACCCUGAAGGACUUCCUCCGCAAUGCGGACCCGUUUCCCUGGCAGCAGAAGGUCAGCUUUGCCAAAGGAAUUGCUUCUGGAAUGGCUUACUUGCACUCCAUGUGCAUCAUACACAGAGACCUGAAUUCCCACAACUGCCUAAUCAAGUUGGAUAAGACAGUGGUGGUGGCUGACUUCGGUUUGUCUCGGCUGAUUGUGGAGGAAAGAAAAAAGCCCACUUUGGAGAAGCCAUCUGCCAAGAAACGAACCCUACGCAAGAGUGACAGGAAGAAGCGCUACACGGUGGUUGGCAACCCAUACUGGAUGGCCCCAGAGAUGCUAAAUGGACAGAGCUAUGAUGAGACAGUGGACAUCUUUUCAUUUGGGAUUGUUCUCUGUGAGAUCAUAGGCCAGGUGUAUGCUGACCCAGACUGUCUCCCACGCACACUGGAUUUUGGCCUUAAUGUCAAGCUGUUCUGGGAGAAGUUUGUUCCUGCUGACUGCCCUCCAGCCUUUUUCCCUCUGGCUGCUAUUUGCUGCAGACUGGAACCAGAGAGCAGGCCCCCUUUUUCCAAGCUGGAAGAUUCCUUUGAAGCUCUCUCUCUCUACCUGGGAGAACUUGCUAUCCCCCUUCCAUCUGAGCUGGAGGAGCUGGACCACAACGUGGGUGUGCAGUAUGGACUGAACCGUGACAAGCUACCUGAAAACACAACCUAGUCGGCUCAUCCUGCUGCCUGCACCACUUCCAUUGGAGUCGAGAUGAGUGACAGGGAGGGAGAUGCACUUCAGCCACUUCCAGGGCAUUAAUGGGGCACCACGCUGUGCGUUUGCUGCAUUGCCUCUCUCUCCCCACCCAACACCCCUCCUCUUGGAUAUCCUGAUUCACUGUGGAUUUCUGGCAUGUUUCAGAAGCAAAAAGGGCCGUUUCCUGCCAACUGCACCUAGGAAAGCUGCUCAACACUAUUUUUCUGGCUUGAGAAAUGUUUCUCUGGCCUUUUCAGGCUUCUUUACUGUGGUGCCUUAGAACUUGGCUGCAAGCUGUGAAGUCACCCUGGCCUGUCUGCCAGGGAGGGAAUUGCUAUAGGAGACUCCUGGGCAAGGACCAGCACUUCUGGAACUGCUUCUCCCACUGACUACCCUGCUCAGAAAGCUGGGGAAAUUGGAUAUCCAGUAAAAGGCCCCACCAGGACAGCGUGUGUGUGUAUGUUUGUGCAUGUGUUUUCCAGAACAACCCACUGAGAUUUUGGCCUCCAGUGUGCAUCAGGGGAGGGAGUGAAAAGCCCCAGAAACUGGGCAGCUCUCCUGAAAUACCUUGUCUGUGGGGAAGAGUGUAUGAAUUUUUGUUUUGGUUUUGUGGGUUUUUUGACUCCUCUGUCUCUGAAUACCUCCAAAAGCCUGCCUAGAAACACUAAGACUGAGCUCUGCUUGCCCUUCCUGAUGGUGAACAAGGCAGGCAGCAAAUGAGCCACAUGAGCAUCUUCAGACCCUGAGCCUGCACAGUGAGUUUGCCUGCCCAAGAACCUUAACCUUGGUGAAAGUAUUUGAAUCUGAAUGUGUAGAACUACACUAGGCACUGGCUGUGGACAUCCCUGGAGUGCUGAAGCUGCUUGAGCCCUUGGUCUGUGGACAUGAGGUGGCAGA